Molecule: messenger RNA, 2832 nt
Organism: Xenopus laevis (African clawed frog)
Lineage: Eukaryota; Metazoa; Chordata; Amphibia; Anura; Pipidae
Exons: 10
Coding region: 92-2314 (740 amino acids)
Source: RefSeq, a predicted model, not a curated record
UACACAGAGCUUCCUCCCUUUCUGUUGUGUGAGAAUGUCAAAGUGAAAGUAACAGUUGCUCAUAUCCCAGACAUUCAGAGGGAGCAGGGAGAUGGCGCUGGAUAAAAUCUUCCUUCUCUGCUGGAUUUGCUGCAGCUCAGUGUGUUCUGCACCAAUGGUAUCAGUUCCUUCAUCUCACAAAGCACUUCUGGGUUCUACAGCUUCUCUCCCUUGUACCUUCCCACCAGUUGACCACUCAGUGUUGUCCAUUAUCUGGAUCUUCAGAGACAAGGAGAUUCUUAGGUACAACAAGACUCUGACCAUCUUCCAACCCCGACUGACUCUGGAUGUUCAGACAAUAGAGGAAGGGAUUGUGUCUCUGUCAGUCUCCAAUGUAAUUGUCUCUGAUGAGGGAACCUACACGUGUAGAGUGAGUUAUGGUUUAAAACAAGAACAAGGGGUGAAAUUAGAAGUUGAAGCUGUUCCCAUGAUAAAGAUAAGUAGAUCUGAGGAGAACCUCUACUGCUCAGUGAGUGGGUUCUACCCUGUGGAUAUAGGGGUAUCUUGGCUCAGAGAUGGGAAGCCCAUACCUCAUUCCUCUAAUAUAGACAAAGACUUAAGACCAUGGAGCAAUGCAGACGGCACAUACACACUGAACAACUCACUGAGUGUUGCCCCUGGAGGUGGCCAGAAUGAUGGGACUUACUCCUGCCAAGUGGAACACAAGUCUCUGCCAAAGCCUCUUCUCAAGGAUCUCCAGUUGGUGUAUAGUGAUUGUGUUCCAGACAACGAGGGGAAAUAUUCUGCAGGGAACAUUGCGGGGGCCAUAUUUCUCACCAUUCUGCUGACCAUGGCCGGGAUCAGUGCGGGGCUCUGGUUUCUCAUUUACAAGAAGAAAUAUUUCCAGAGAUUCCGGGUGAGUCACAUACACAGGAGUCAGAUGUUGGAUGGGGAGAAGGUGACUCUGUACUGUGUGGCCUCUGACUGCCCUAAGGACCCCCAGGUGAUAUGGACAGUGGAGGAGAAUGAUGGGAAGAAGAUGGAGAUAACAGAGGAUGAGCCCCAGGCAGAAGGAGAAGGGAAUAUGUUGCUGGAUCAGGAAUUCUCUGUAAGAACAGACAGAACAGAGACAGACGGGAGACACAAUGUCACCUCCUCCCUCAGCUUCACCCCUGAAGCAUCAAAGAUCAAGAAGAAGUCUGUGUUCUGCAAGUUUGUCUGUGAUGGAAGAGCCAAAGAGCAAAGACUAGACUGUUCCUUUAUCGUAUUAAAGCCCAAGGAUUCCAUGAAGUUUUCCCUGAGUGAGUCAGGAGAGGUUCUGAGCUGUCUGACCCUGAGGGAGUUUUACCCCAGAGACAUCCAGAUCAGAUGGAGCUGUGGAGUUGGACACUACCAACAACUGGAGUCCAAUGAAACAUUUACUCUCAAUCCUAAUUCCUCCUUUAAUAUUGAGAGUGAGUGUAAGCUCCCAGGACAUCUCUUCAAAGAUCCAGGAUUCAAAGUGCGAGUGACCUGGAACCACCAAUCCAGUGAUGGGGAGGAGUCCAGGGAAUUCUCUGCAUGGGAUCCAGAAUUCCCCUGGUGCCCAUGGAUGGAAGAGAUAAUAAAUCCUGAUACCCUGAUACACAGCAAAGAGGGCAAAUUCCAGUGUAAGAUCUGGGGGUAUUUCCCUGAUGCUCUGGAGGUGAAAUGGUUGAGGAGAGAAGCAGGAGGGCAGGAAUUAUUCUCUGUGUGUCCCAGUGAGAAAUACAAGAUCCCAGAGAUGGAGCAGAAGAGAGAAGCUGAUGGGACCUUCUCCUGCACAGUCAGUCUCAUUGUCUCUGUGUCAGCAAUAACUGAUCAGGGGGCGGAGUUUAUCUGCCGGGUGGGACACCCCAGUCUGGGGGAACCCCUACAGAGAAGCACUGGGGCCCUCAGUGUGAGAGGGGUCCCAGUUGUGACAAACAUUAGACAGAAGUACAGACACAUCAUCAUGGAAAUAGAUCAGUUCUACCCACAGAACAUUGAGAUUACCUGGCACAAAGCUGUGGGGAGGCAGAAGGAUUAUUGGAUGAUCUCUGAUGACUUUAUACAGAAUAAACUAUUUCCAAACAGUGACGGCUCCUACAGACUCACCAGUAUAUGUGAUGGAAUUGAUCUUAUGGAUAAGAUGAAUAGAUUUGAUUUGUACUUCACUGCUCAGGUGCAACAUGAGACACUAAACUCUCCAAUCCAGAGGGAUUUCCAAUGGGAGAGAGGAGUCUAUUAUCUGCUGUCAGAGGGGCAGAAACUGAACCCAUUGCCUAAAUCCCAAGAUACAGCCCCCAGCAAUUCUGGGCCUGUGGAGAGGAGCUGAAGAGUCCAGAGAAACAGAAACCCUGGGGAAGGAAAGAGCAAUGGAAAGAAAGACUGAUAUUUAUUCCCUAAGAACAAUCCCCAGUGACACAGCGGUUGGUUUGGGACACAAAGUGUUGGACUCGUGGGUUUGGUUGGUACCAGGGUGGGUUCCAUCUCUUGCUCAUUAUACACAGUAGUGUAACUGGUACUGUUGAAGUCCAUAACAUAAGCCAGCCUGUGUCUCUAUGGAAGAGAUAGUGUAGAUUGUAAGCUCUGCUGGAGCAUGCCCCCCACCUUGCAUCACACAAGCUCCCACACUUACUCUAUUCUCAGAGUUCCUUAAAUAUUACUCACCAAGGGGGAAUCAUCUCAUUAUCCUCUGCUAUAACUCUCCCCUGAGUCUAAUUCAUAUAAACUAUGUGACUGCUUGUUUGUACAUCUUGUCCAUGUAGACUUGUGUUGCAAAUAUAUACAGUCAUAUGAAAAAUAUGAAAAUAUAUACAGUCAUAUGAAAAAUAUGAAAAUAUAUACUGUCAU